Molecule: messenger RNA, 1793 nt
Organism: Halteromyces radiatus
Lineage: Eukaryota; Fungi; Mucoromycota; Mucoromycetes; Mucorales; Cunninghamellaceae
Exons: 6
Coding region: 13-1734 (573 amino acids)
Source: RefSeq, a predicted model, not a curated record
CUUUGUUACACCAUGCCUCAAGGGUCAACGGAAAGAAAAUCUACUCAAAGGAUUACAAGAUCACAGACGCUGCUUGCAAGCAAGUCUAUUGACAAGGGAACCACGAUCAAUAAUGACGAUCAUCAAUCAUCGAAACGACCAAGAAAAAGAACUAGGAUAUCUACCCCGAAAAAGACUUCUAAACGAUCUAUUCAGAGCAAGGAUACCGAUAAUGCCGAACAAGAGGAGCAAAAACAAAUAAAUACAACCUUAACAACAACAAUAUCUCACAGCACACCAUCUUCCCCGACCGCCCAAGAUUUUCUGGAUGGAUUACUGAACGACAACGAUACCAUUAUAGACAAGGAUCAGCACGACGGCAAUGACAAGCAAGAUGAUGACAAUAGUAAUAAUUAUAAUUUCAGUAACAGUGAUGUGGACAAUCAAGACAAACACAACGACAACAAUGGCACUGGUUCUGAUCAAGUGGUAGAUGUUCUGGAUGCAUUAUUAGGACUUCAGCAUAUGGAGUUCUUACCUGUGGAUACAUUUCCACAAGAUCGAGCUGCAGCGGUGGAAGCCUUACGUCUGAAUGAACAGUUACAACAAUUGGUGAAACUUCAAAUCGACAAGGUGGACAAACGAAUUGUAGAAAAUGGUGUAUUACUGAAUGAAACUCGUAAUUUGUCUUUACGGGAAGCAAGGAUACAAAGGACAAGAAUGGAAGUGCACAAGCCAUAUUCGGAAAAAUAUGAUUUCUUUGUCGAUGCAAAUGGCAACACUCCUUUUACUGAACAAGAUAAACGAAAUACAAUGGAAUUUGAACGUGUACGAGCAUGGACUUCGAAAGAACGAGAAUCAUUACAUGCUGGUAUUCAUUCUGAAGUACAAAGGAUGAUUGCAUAUGAACAUAUGGCCAAACAAGAACCUUGGCGAGUAUGGGAAGUGGACAAGUUACGUAGAAAGGAAUGGGAAAAUUAUCCUGUGAACAAAUUGGAUUGGGUGCGAAUUAGCAUGAUUCAUGUGAAGACUCGUAACCCUAUGGAAUGUAUGAUUCAAUGGACAACACAAGAUCAUCCGAAAAUCAACAAAUUACCAUGGAAGAAGAAAGAAAGUACAGAUUUGAAGUUGUUAGUUGAAAAGCAUGGGCACAAUGGAAAAUGGGAACAAAUUGCAAGUGAACUCAAGACCAAUCGAACAGCUGCUCAAUGUUUUGCUCAUUAUCAAGCAGAAUUGAACAUGCAAGAUUCGAAACGACGAUGGACGGCCGAGGACGAUGAAGCAUUGAAGGAUGCGGUGACGAUGAUGGGAGACAAGAACUGGCAACGUGUGGCAUUACUUGUAGGAGGUCGAACUGGACAACAAUGUUUACAACGAUGGAUGAAAUCAAUCAAUCCUGCCAUCCGACGGUCGAAAUGGACAGCGGAGGAGGACGCAGCUCUACGUGCAUCAGUGGCGGUUUAUGGUAAGGGCAACUGGACUGGAGUACAACGUCAUCUUCCUGGACGAACCGAUAUGCAGUGCCGUGAACGAUGGAUGAAUGUAUUGGACCCUCGACUACGACAUGAUGAACUUUCUCCCGAGGAAAAGGAAAAACUUACUCAGUUGGUGGCUCAACAUGGUCGUAAAUGGUCUCUUUUUGCCGAACUCAUGCCUGGACGCACUGACAAUAUUCUCUUACGGACUUGGACAAGGAUGGUACGUGAAAAUAAGGCUCUUUUGGAAAAACAUCAAACAAUUCCUGGUAAAACCUAAAAAAAUCUUUCUUUGGCCUUCUUUUAUAGUUAGCUUUUUUUUUUUUUUUUUGAUAUACC